AAAUCCCAAAGUCAUUGUUGGAGUUGUGGAAAGACUGCAGCCUCAUGGCCCUUCCUAGUAUGUGAGGCUUGCCGAAGUGUGCAACCCAUGGACCCCUUUGUGGACUACUUCCAAAUAUUUGAUCUAGACAGGACAUAUGAGAUAAAGGACAAUAAUCUAGAAGGAAAGUACAAAGAUUGGCAGAAGAAGCUACAUCCUAAUUUAGUUCAUUCAAAAUAUGAGCAAAAAGAAAAGGCUUUUGCUGUAGAGCAAUCUGCUCAUGUUAUUGAUGCAUACCGUACACUUAGUAAACCACUAUCAAGGGCGUUGUAUCUGGUAAUCCUUGAAGGUAUGCAUGUUGAUGAAGAGAAAACAUUGAUAGAUCCAAAUGUACUCACUGAGAUGAUGGAAAUAAGAGAAGCUAUUGAAGAAGCCAGUGAUUCUGACACCUUGAAACAAAUCCAAUCACAGGUUCAAUCAGUGUAA
Molecule: messenger RNA, 465 nt
Organism: Dioscorea cayenensis subsp. rotundata (Guinea yam)
Lineage: Eukaryota; Viridiplantae; Streptophyta; Magnoliopsida; Dioscoreales; Dioscoreaceae
Product: iron-sulfur cluster co-chaperone protein HscB homolog
Exons: 6
Biological process (GO): protein complex oligomerization; [2Fe-2S] cluster assembly
Molecular function (GO): protein-folding chaperone binding; ATPase activator activity
Source: RefSeq, a predicted model, not a curated record